CUUAGAAUAUCUUUGUCUUCUUUGAAGUGUGAUUCGAGGCCUUGCGUCCAUGGCCCCUCUCGUGACACGACCAUGGAUAUUCCAAUCAUGCACAUGGCUCUUCUCUUGAAGUGGCAUGACUUUCUCAUACUUGGUUUUUCAAUCAUGCCUAAGCCUCUUGUCUCCCAUCCAUUCCCCUUCUCCUGACUACGCAUGGACGUCUCAUCUUGUCUCGCGUCCAUGCCUCUUCUCGUGAAGCGAGAUGGCACGUGCUUCUCCUUGAAGCGGCAUGUACCUCUUCCAGAAUUAGUUUAUUUUUCAGUCAUUCAGUCUUGAUCUUGGGGCGGUAUGUGCUCCUCGAUUUCUAGAUGGACAUGGCCCUCUUCAUGAGGCGGCACAUGCUUCUAGAUUUUAGAUGGACAUGACCCUCUUCGCUGAGGCGGCAUGUCACUCUCCAGACUUAGUGGCUUGUGCUUAAAAUCAAUAUCCAUAAGGCCCAACUUAAACAAUAUUAAUUGUUAUAAUGAGUGUGGACUUAUGAACUCAUUGAUUAUCUUGUAACUCACCAACGUGGUACAAGACAAAUUUUAUGGUGUAAAUAAUAGGGUUGCAAGUUUGAUAUAUGUGAUAUAAAUCGUGAAAGAAGAAGAAACCCAACUUUUCAACCUAGAAAACUAUCUUUUUCUUUAUUUCUUCCUCUUUUUCUUCGGCGAUUGACUUAAUUCAUCUUCGUCUUAUUAUCACUUUCUCAAUAUUUACUUCUCUUAAUCGAUUAUCCACCAACCACAUGUAUGCUCAAUAAAAAAAAGUUCAUUUGCAUUUCUCAGCCAUUAAUGAUGUAGUAAGUGCCUAGUUUGAUAUUUGAACUAUACUUAAUUAAGUGCUUUCAUUCUUGAUGACAUGUAAGUAGCAUUGAUGUGAGAUUAAUUUUGAGCCAUAAUGUCAAACUUACAUUUCAAUGAUAUGGUAUUAUGUGGUAUACUAGGAAUUUUGAUGUUAUAUUGUUCACAUAUAGUGCCAUUUUUAGCCUUCAUAUCAUGAGCGAGGCACUCCCGUGCAACAACAAGGAUGAUGCAUGGCGAUCAAUUGUCGAGUCUUACAACUAUUUCCUUCUAAAUCGCGGAUAAUGGUGAUAUAGGGUUUUGAGUGGUAGGUUUUGAUAACGCAAAAAAAGAGAAUAAAACUGAGUGGAUACCUUGGUCAUUCAAUUUCAAUUCCAUGAGGUGACAUGAUUCGUAAAGUCUACCCAAUUAUGGAUAGAAUCGCCUAUUUUUGGAAUGGAAAUACUUGGUUGCAACCUAGGUAGCAGCCAUGAGGUGACAUGAUUCGUAAAGUCUACCCAAUUAUGGAUAGAAUUGCCUAUUUUUGGAAGGGAAAUACUUGGCUGCAACCUAGGUAGCAGCAGCCCGCUCCUGCUACCCCUCCGCCCGUUAUAUCCUCAUUGGCCCUUUUUUUUCAUCGUCCAAAAGCUUUAGAAAAUAGAACAUCAUCACAACGCCCAUCCAAUGUAGAAACAAAAAGUGUGUUAGAUAGUAGCAUAACAUUCAUAAUUAAUUUUUUUUCACAACAAUUCGAGUUAUUGAGACCAAUUGGUUUAUAACACGAUAUCAAAGUUAGUUUGGUCAAGUGGUCGUGAAUUCAAAUUUUUACGACCCCGACAUUAACCAUUGAUUAAACAUAAUAUAUGGUGAGUCUAUGUAAACUUCAACCUCGCGAGUUGACUUUCCUUUGUAGCAUCUUGUUAGAUAAUGAUAUAAAAUCCAUAAUUAACGUUCUCUCAGCUUUCGUUUCAUGGGACAUUUUAGAAACUGAUAUGAGAUCUAUAAUUAAUUUGUAUAAAAAUUUAAAUUAUUCAGAUUAAAAAAACAAAUUAUUUAUAAUUAAGUAAACGAAUCAUAAUCGAUCAAUUCAUCACCUGGUAGCGCUACUAGCAUUACCCUUUAAAUGGAAAAUGAAAUGGGUGGUUCUAACUUCUAAGGCUUUUGGACAGUGAAAAAUAAAAAGGGAAUGAUCCAAUGAGGAGAGAACAUGUGGAUGGGUAGCAGGAGCGGGCUGCAGAGCAUGGUUUGCAGCCAAGAGUUAACUGGGAAAUUUCUUUUUAAAGGGACUAUUAUAGGUAAAACCAUAAAAUUCAAAGGCCAAAAAGCACAACUAAAAUUGUUCAGGGGAUUAAACUGGAUCCGGCGAAUGAAAUGAAAAUUAGGGCUGAAGAAGAUCAGUACAUUCAGUCAAUAAAACCUCAAAGCCAAUUCCUUUGGCCGCCGGCUCCCUAUCUUGUCGCCGGAGUUGCUGUCGAGCUCACCGCUCGCUGGCUUCUCUCUUCCUCCUCUCUAUCUGGUUUCUUGCCAAUCUGGCAGCGGCGGAAGCUUUCAGUUUCCAACUCCGUUGUUUCGGAAUUCGGAUGCAUCAAUGUUCAGUCCGAUUCAGCUCCAGUGAACUGAUAAUCGAGUCUGGAGUCUCUGCACCGACUAGCUUUUUCUUUAAUGGAAAAUGUGAUGACGGGGCGCCUAUUUCUGGGUUGUUCUUCGAUUUGGCAAUCAAUUUAUAGAAUGAUAAUUUUCUGAGCGUUGGAAUAGCGUUUCCCUCGGUUUGAGGUAUAAGGAAAUCCUGAAUCCCUAGCCCAGAAAGGAAGAAUUAUGAACAACAGCGAGAAGAAGCGGAUGAACGGUGAAGCAGAAGAAGAGAAUGAAGAAGAUGUUGAAGAUGAAGGGCGUGAUGCGUGGGAGAGGACAUACACAGACGAGAGAUCAUGGGAGGCAUUGGAAGAGGACGAGUCAGGACUGCUUCAACCUAUUGAUAACAAGGCAAUCUACCAUUCGCAGUAUCGUAGACGCCUUCAAUCUCUUUCAGCCGCGUCCGCUGCAUCGAGGAUCCAAAAGGGGCUCAUUCGGUUUCUCUGCGUCGUGGUCGAUCUUUCCAAGGCAGCCGGAGAGAUGGAUUUCAAACCAAGUCGGAUGGCUGUGAUUGCAAAACAUGUUGAGGCUUUCAUUAGGGAGUUUUUCGACCAGAACCCACUAAGUCAGAUUGGUCUGAUGAUUAUAAAAGAUGGGGUAGCUCAAUCUUUGACAGAACUUGGUGGGAGUCCCGAGGCCCAUAUUAAGGCCUUGAUGGUUAAGUUAGGUUGUUCAGGGGACUCGUCACUCCAGAAUGCUCUUGAACUUGUCCAUGACACUCUCCAUAAAAUCCCAUCAUAUGGUCACCGUGAAGUUCUCAUCUUGUAUUCUGCACUCUCAACCUGUGAUCCGGGUGAUAUAAUGGAGACUAUCCAGAAAUGCAAGAAGGCUAAACUAAGGUGCUCGGUUAUUGGCCUCUCUGCCGAAAUGUUUGUGUGCAAACAUCUUUGCCAGGAAACUGGUGGGUCAUAUAUGGUUGCCUUGGAUGAGGGUCACUUCAAAGAGCUCUUACUAGAGCAUGCACCACCUCCUCCUGCCCUUGCUGAAUUCGCCAUUGCGAAUUUGAUCAAGAUGGGUUUCCCACAAAGAGCAGCAGAAGGUUCUAUAGCAAUCUGCUCCUGCCACAGAGAAGCGAAAGUAGGCGAAGGGUAUAUAUGUCCAAGAUGCAAAGCCCGUGUAUGUGAACUGCCUACAGAAUGUCGUUUCUGUGGAUUGACACUUGUUUCAUCACCCCAUCUAGCUAGAUCUUAUCAUCAUCUUUUCCCAAUCGAGCCAUUCACCGAGGUAUCUGCACGUCAAUUGGAAUUGAGCAGAGUAGCUUCAAAAACUUGCUUCGGUUGUCGUGAGAGCCUUCUCACUCCCGGUACUAACAAGGCUGGCCCUUGUGCGGCUUGUACAAAGUGCAAGCAGUAUUUCUGCCUUGAUUGCGACAUUUAUAUUCACGAGAGCUUGCACAACUGCCCUGGCUGCGAGAGCCGAAGAAUUACCCCAGCAGCUGCCUCUGUUACUAUGAGUUGAUAAACUUGUGCAUUUUUCCAUUCCAGGAGUUCCAGUUGUAGAGAGUUCUGGAUACAUUGAGAAGGUAGAGUUGGAAGGUAACUUGGUCGAAUCCAGGCACAGAAUUUGUCCUUCCAUUGAUGCUUUCCUCUAUAUGAAAAGAAAAUAACUAUUCUUUGGUAUACAAGUAAAGGGUGUUUUAGUUAGCAGUGUCUUUUAGGUUUGGACUUGAAGACCCUGUAUUGCUUUCAACCAAUGUGCACUAUCUUCUUCGAUUACUUUGCUAUAGAUUGGUGGUGGAGCCAUGGAAUGCCCACUACCUCCCAACGGUCGUCGCAGCCACAAAGAAUGGUUGGAGUGAAACCAAUAAUGACCAAUUCUGUCU
Linum trigynum is the source of this 4254-nucleotide messenger RNA. Lineage: Eukaryota; Viridiplantae; Streptophyta; Magnoliopsida; Malpighiales; Linaceae. The record is from the annotation of a GenBank genome assembly.